AAUUCAAUUUUAUGCUACAAUCCAAGAAAGUCUUAUCGCAAAUCAACAUCUACAGAUUGAAAGAGUAUUCUUUUUUUAAACCAUCUCAGGUUAAAUGUCUGAAAAGUGCUUUAGUUGGAGAUACUGUGUGUGUGUUGCCGACUGGAUAUGGUAAAUCGUUGAUUUUUGAAGCUUUGCCUUUCUUCAGUAACGGAGUUGUAAUUGUAGUGUCGCCCCUGAAUUCGAUUCUGUAUGAACAGUUAGACCGAUAUGGAGACCUUGCCAUACAUUUUAAUGAACUUUUGUAUAAGAACAGUGGAGCUAAGAUUCCUUCAAACGUUAAAUAUGUGAUUGGACACCCAGAACAAUUUAUUAACAAAGAAGCUUUUCAACUUCUUAAGUGUGAAUUAAGAGAUAGAAUCACUCAUAUUGUGGUUGAUGAGGCACAUUGUGUUGUACAAUGGGGAAAUGGUUUCCGAGAACAGUUUUAUGAACUAAUCAAGCUCCGGUCAUUGUUUCCUAGUGCCAAAAUUUUGGCAUUGACUGCUACAGCAACCACAGAAAUGCAAGCAGAAAUAGUGAAAAGAUUAGGAAUGAAAGGAGUCGGAACUAUUGUUGGAAACAUGGAUAGACCUAAUAUUAAGUUGAUGGUUUCAACAAGACCAGCAGGGUGUGGUGGAAAAACAUGUGUUGAAGACUCUUAUGACUAUAUUUACAGUCCAUUGUGUGCUGAACUUGGCAAUAUGAAGGAGUUAUUUCCGAAGACAGUGGUGUACACAAAACUCAAGUGGUGUGGAUAUGGCCAGGAAUUAUUUAUCCGAUUGGAUCCUGACCUGAAGGACUAUGUAGCUCAGUACCAUAGCCCGUGUACUCCACAGAUGAAAUCCAAGGUACUGAACAGUAUGGCACAGAUGGACAGCAGUAUUCGUUUGUUGUUUGCAACAGAGGCCUACAGCAUGGGUACAGAUGCACCAGACAUUAGACGUGUUAUUCAUGCUGGGGUACCAUCAACAAUGGAAACAUACAUACAGGAAAUUGGAAGAGCAGGUCGUGAUGGAAACCCAGCAAUUGCCAAAUUGUUCUUUAACAAAAUGGACAUUUCUUCAGCUGCUAAGGGUAUGACUGAUGGCAUGAGAAACUAUUGCCAAAGUAAAGAAUGCCGAAGAGACUACAUUUGCACUCACUUCGGAUUCAACAAUUGUUUUGAUAAAGAGAAACAUGAUUGUUGUGACAUAUGUGAACUUAAAUGUACAUGUGAUAGUUGUUUUGCUCAACUUACAGAGAACAUAGAGGAACAUCCAGUAUGUGAAACCAAAAAAGUAACAGUUAAAAGGAAAACUGUCACAGAAAUAAAUCAGUUACUUUGUGAAUAUUUUGAAGCUGAAAACACUUCAGUGGAAAUGCCGUCAGCAAGUUUAUAUACAGGACUUGAUUCUUUGUUAGCUGCCAAAAUAGCAAAGAAUUACAAUAUUUAUGACAACACUGAUGUCAUUAAAUCAGAUUUUCCUUUCAUUGCUGAAGAAGUUUCACUUAACAUUUCUCUUAUUGUAAAAGCUAUUGUGGAAAAUGAAAAGAAAUAGCUAUAUUUUGCAGCAGUGUAUAUUGAACUCGUAAGAACUUCAGUAUUCAGUGAUAUUGUUGGCUUUUUUCAAAUCUACCUCUACCUUUUUUUAUGAUAGAUAAUAAAAUUAUGCCUUCCCAAAUCACAUACAUACUAACUUAGGAAUUCUGUUUUUAAAUUUUCAUUUUGGCUUUAUCAAAUAUGUGUAUUAAAUUAUAGCAGAACAUGAUAUGCAGAACAGGAUGCAACCCUCUGGCGCACCUUGAAAAGUCGUAAGGUUGUAAGUCCCUGGCGUAGAUGGAAUAUGCUCGUAAACUUGACCUGCUGCAAAUCAGAGUGUGGGGGAGAAUGGGGGAUUUUAUUUUAAAUUAUGCUGGUUGAUAAGUACAUUGAAGUAUGUAU
Mytilus trossulus (common blue mussel) is the source of this 1942-nucleotide messenger RNA. Its product is annotated as recQ-like DNA helicase Blm. The coding region runs from base 12 to 1559 and encodes 515 amino acids. The transcript is spliced from 3 exons. Gene Ontology annotation, molecular function: 3'-5' DNA helicase activity; four-way junction helicase activity; ATP binding. Gene Ontology annotation, cellular component: chromosome; nucleus; cytoplasm. The record is from RefSeq and is a predicted model, not a curated record. Gene Ontology annotation, biological process: double-strand break repair via homologous recombination. Lineage: Eukaryota; Metazoa; Mollusca; Bivalvia; Mytilida; Mytilidae.